AUGGAUGCUUCCCGCAACAAAAAGCCCAGAGCCAGCAUGGCCUCGUCGCCUUCCAGGAAUGCCCUCCGUGAUCACCGCGACGCUGACCCCAUGGAGCGGACGGGGGCUGGAGGAGCAACAGAGCCCCCAAUGCACCCGCACGCGGACAAGCGCCUGCCGAACGCGCAAGCCCGCACGGCCGCGCUCCAGGCCACGCUCGCCGAUCUGACCGCGCGGCGCAACGACGUGGUCAAAGAAUUCGCGGCCGUUCCCUCGGUGGCUGAAAAGCUCCCGUUGUCUUGCACAGCUGCCGCGAAUUCCGCCGCCAGCUCCGCGCCCGACACGGAUGCCGAAAAAGAUGCCGCUGUCCGGGUUGCAAAGGCCAUCAUCCAGCAGCAGAUUCGCCGUCUGAACGACUAUAACGAAAUGCGGGAUGUCGGCCAGGAACUUAUGGGCAUCAUAGCUGAGUCCAGGGGAGUGAGGAUCAAAGAAAUCCAAGACGAGUUUGGCAUUUCCACCAACGAUUGA
Messenger RNA from Diplodia corticola, 507 nucleotides. RefSeq lists its product as uncharacterized. The record is from RefSeq and is a predicted model, not a curated record. Gene Ontology annotation, biological process: double-strand break repair via homologous recombination; meiotic DNA recombinase assembly involved in reciprocal meiotic recombination; meiotic joint molecule formation. The transcript has 2 exons. Lineage: Eukaryota; Fungi; Ascomycota; Dothideomycetes; Botryosphaeriales; Botryosphaeriaceae. Bases 1 to 507 code for a protein of 168 amino acids. Gene Ontology annotation, cellular component: Swi5-Swi2 complex; Swi5-Sfr1 complex.